UUAUAGUUGAAACACCCUGUGAUUUUUCGACUUUCCGCCAACGCGCCUAGUCGCAAACCGAAAAUCCCCAAACAUCUUAACCUCACUUAAGCUUGUCAAUUGUGUUGUUGACACAUUUUGUGGAAAUUGUUUGAAAUGCCGUCGAAAAAGAAAAAAUACAAUGCCAGGUUUCCAGCAGGCCGAAUUAAGAAAAUCAUGCAAACAGAUGAAGAAGUGGGCAAAGUAGCGCAAGCUGUACCUGUAAUAAUUUCUAGAACGCUGGAAUUAUUCGUGGAAUCGCUGCUGAAGAAGUCAACGCAAAUAACACAAGCCCGAAGUGCAAAAACUUUGACGCCGUCCCACAUGAAGCAGUGCAUACUGUCGGAAAGCCGCUUCGACUUUCUGAAGGACUUGGUGAAGAACAUCCCGGACGCCAGCGUGCAGGAAGACAACGAAAACAACAUGCUGUUGAUGUUCGAAGAAACAGAUCGCAUGAAGACGGACCCCAAAACGGAGUACGAGUCGCAGGACGACGAGGAAGCGGCGGCGGGGGCGUCCGGGAUCGCCGCCCCCGCCACCAGAACGCCCGUGAUCCAUUACGCCGCCCCCGAGACGAGUAGCGCGAGUGCCAGUUGUAGUAAGAACGACAUUGGAGUGUUGCCUCCGUUAGUGCCUAUAACCCCCAAUUUUUACGGCAGCAAUGUCGGCGGGGGGGACAAUCUGUGCAUCGACGAGGACUACGAUAACUGAGGUUCCAAGUUUUAUAUA
Messenger RNA from Brassicogethes aeneus, 747 nucleotides. The record is from the annotation of a GenBank genome assembly. Lineage: Eukaryota; Metazoa; Arthropoda; Insecta; Coleoptera; Nitidulidae.